CCACAGAUUAUGUCAAGGACUUUGGUGGCCAAUAUGGAAUCCAGAAAGACAGAGUGGAUAAGCUUCCAGUGGUGCACGUGGGCUGAAGGCAAAAUUCAAGUCCAUGGCUGAGGAGAAGAGGAAGCGAGAGGAAGAAGAGAAGGCACAGCAGAUGGCCAGGCAGCAGCAGGAGGGAAAGCCUGUGGUAAAGAUGAGAUGCAAGGCUCAGCAGUCGCCUGUACCUGUGGAAGCGCCAGCGGCGCAAGCCUAGUUGCCCAAGAUGAUCUUCACAGAGGACAAUGAGGAGCCCCCAGCUCUGCCCCCAAGGACCCCAGAAGGCCUCCAGGUAGUGGAAGAGCCAGUGUAUGAAGCAGCACCUGAGACUGAGCUGGAGCCAGAGCCUGAGCCUGAGCCUGACUAUGAGGAUGUUGGGGAGUUUGAUCGGCAGGAUGGGGAAGCAGAGGGAGACUAUGAGGAUGUGCUGGAGCCUGAGGUCACCUCUUCUCUGUCCUACCAGGCUGGUGAGUGGAGUGAAUGGAAGGUGUAUGGUUAUGGGUCCUGUGGACCCUGGGGAUUCAGGAGUCAGGUAGUCAAUUGAGCAUAUCCCCACACUGUCUCAGGGAGGUUAUCAGGCAGUAGGGAAGCCCAGGACACUGUUCUAGGGGUGGGGACAGUUGCAGAUGGCUUGGGGGUUCUCAGACCUACAAGUAGGAUGGGGCUGUCUGGUUCUCAGGCUCUUGAACACCCAGGUGCCAUUGGGAGCCUCGGAAGAGCUGAGAACAGAGUAGAGUCCCAUAGGCUGGAUCUAGACCAGGGAAUAAGGGGGAAAAGGGGGCUCUCUGGCUGGAUCCCUUGGGGAGAGUUCUUGGCUAGAUGAUGGCAGGGGCUUGAGCCUGAUCCCUCUUCCAGCUGCACCCAGAAAACUCCCUCGAGUCUUAUUACUGCCCAAACCAUGUGCCAUGUAGGUCAGGUGCUAGGCCUUUUUAUUUGGCUCUACCUUAGCCUCAGUCCUAAACAGAUAAGCCCAUUGCCUUAGUUAAGGUUUCUAGUGCUAUAAUAAAGUACAUGACCAUCUCCCCUUUCCUUGGGGAGGAAAGGGUUUAUUUCAGCCUACAACUGUUCGGUCACACUCCAUCACUUAAAGGCACACACCAUCACUGAGGGAAGCCAGGGCAGGGAUUCAGAGCAAGAACCUAGAGGCAGAAAUGGAAGCAGAAGCCAGGGGAGAGUGCUGCAGUGGCUCCAGUAGAUUCUGUGAGACAAAGUUUUACAGACUGAGGCAAGAAAUCUCUCCUGGAGCCCUUCAGAACACCUCUAUUCAGAAGUCAAAAAUCUCACUUGGCAAUUUGUUUUGCUCCUAAACUCUCCCCCUUCUUAGUAGCUGGGACUAAGAAAAACCAAGUAAAUUAAGAUAUAAAAGAAACCAUCUUAAAGUAAGUCACUAUCCAGAAAAUUCUGCAACAGAAUUUGACUUUGCUCCAGUCGUUUACAUAAUUACAUUUACCUCCCAACAGUAUAUAAAUGAAGUAUGGCUCUGACACUAUGGUAUGAAAAGCAUUAAUUAGUACACUGGUAUAAAUAUAUUUUAUGUGUCUUGACUAUAUAUUGGCUUAUAAGUCAUUGGACAUAAUUUAAAAGAUAUAAUGUUAUUAAGGUUGGUUUAACCAGUGACACAUGAAAAGUACAAGUUUUUUGACCCUCAUAGUCACCCUUGCAGGAUAGGUGGAUUUGAAACAAUAGG
Apodemus sylvaticus (European woodmouse) is the source of this 1720-nucleotide messenger RNA. RefSeq names its product hematopoietic lineage cell-specific protein-like. Lineage: Eukaryota; Metazoa; Chordata; Mammalia; Rodentia; Muridae. The transcript is spliced from 3 exons. The coding region runs from base 260 to 577 and encodes 105 amino acids. The record is from RefSeq and is a predicted model, not a curated record.